AUGUACAAAUCUACCAUCGCUGCUGUUGCGCUUUUGAGCGUCGCGUCUGCUCAAUCGACCGUGUCUCUUUACCUUCCUGGGUUCGAUAAACAAACUCUCCUUGCUUCGGUCGUUGGAUCUGACUCAGCCAUGACAACCUAUGCCCUUGCAUGUCCCUCUGAUGCCGAUAGCUCAGAAUGCGGUGUCCCCCCUUCUUUCACAGUAACCCAAGGACCAUCAACUCUCCACUACACCUACUCCGCCGACGACGGAGAAGGCGAGGUCGAAACCAUGGAUCUCGGCUGCACAAUCACCAACUCCGCAACCGCGACCUGCUCCUACUCGAACUCUGGCGUUUUCGGAUCCACGCAAACCUCCUCCUCUUCCUCGACCGUCAUCUCCAACUUCAACGAGCAGAUCCAGGUCGUGACGCUUACCGCCGGUGCCAUCGCGAGUGCUGCUAGUUCUGCGUCUGCCACAUCCACCGCUGGGUCGAGUUCCGCUGCCAGUUCGUCAGCGGCGAGCAGCGGAUCAAGCUCUGCGUCAAGCUCUAGAGCAAGCACUGGAUCUGCGGCUUCGGCAGCGUCGUCUGCAGCGUCAUCCGCGUCAAGUGCUGCCUCUUCUGCUACAAGCACCGGUGGUAUGCCUAUGAUCACUGGAAAUGCGUGGAUGGUUGGUGGUGCGGCUGUUGCGAUUGCCUAUGCUGCUAUGUAA
Molecule: messenger RNA, 693 nt
Organism: Glarea lozoyensis ATCC 20868
Lineage: Eukaryota; Fungi; Ascomycota; Leotiomycetes; Helotiales; Helotiaceae
Product: GPI anchored protein, putative
Exons: 3
Coding region: 1-693 (230 amino acids)
Source: RefSeq, a predicted model, not a curated record